Messenger RNA from Chilo suppressalis (striped riceborer), 2176 nucleotides. The record is from the annotation of a GenBank genome assembly. NCBI's taxonomy places the organism in Eukaryota, Metazoa, Arthropoda, Insecta, Lepidoptera, Crambidae.
UUGCAUAUCAUGAACCUCAGUCAUUAUAGAGCAAGCAAAGAUUGUCUUUCACAGAGCCAUGGGUGUAGUGAAGUUUUUGUGUAUAAUUUUAUUUUUUGCUUCAAACAAUGAAGCGGCUAGGAUUCUCGCAUACUUUCCAACUCCUUCUAUCAGUCAUCAAGUAGUAUUCAGACCGUUGCUGCAGGAGUUAGCCAAACAUGGUCACGAGUUAAUCGUCAUCACUACCGAUCCAGCAUUCCCCAAAGGUCAAACACCGGCAAACUACACAGAAAUUGACGUACACGAUUUAUCGUACAAGGCUUGGAAAGAACACUUUUUGGCAAUCACAAGUAAGGGCAGUAAAGAUUCAUUUAGCCAAAUAAAGGUUGCUUUUCACUUAAUUGCAAGAAUUUUCAAAGAGCAAAUGCAAAGUGAUGAAGUUCAAGCAGUUCUUAAAGACACGAAUAAAAAGUUCGAUUUGCUACUUGUUGAAGCCUUAGCAAAACCAGCCUUAUCAUUGACACAUGUACUGAAAGCACCUCUAAUACAAAUUAGUUCCUUAGGUGGAACCAAUGAUAACUAUGAAGUAGCCGGUGCGCCACUACAUCCAAUUUUGUAUCCAACAUUUUUUCGUCAAAAAUUAUACAAUCUUACGUUUUGGGAAAAGGCUAGGGAAUUGUAUAAUCACUACAAGUACCUGGGCUGGUUCAAUCGUUUCGAAGCAUAUGAGAAUGAAUUGAUCAGGAAAGUAUUUGGUGCCGAAGUUCCAGAUUUGUCCGAAUUGGCUGAAAAUGUGGAUAUGAUAUUCCUCAAUGUGAACCCGAUUUGGGAAGACAAUCGUCCCUUGCCUCCCAAUGUGAUUACAAUGGGUGGACUGCAUCAGGCACCUAUGAAGAAACUACCUCAGGAGCUGAAGUCUUACCUGGAUAACUCCACUAAUGGCGUAAUUUACAUCAGUUUCGGAACAAAUGUGGAUCCAUCACAAAUGCCACCGGAGAAGAUUCAAAUUUUAGUGAAAGUACUAUCACAAUUACCCUACAAUGUUCUUUGGAAAUGGAACAAAGACGAGCUGGAGGGACGAUCGGAAAAUAUUAAAAUAUCCAAAUGGUUCCCGCAAUCUGAUCUCUUGAGACAUCCAAACGUGAAACUCUUCAUCACCCAAGGAGGAUUGCAGUCUACAGACGAAGCCAUAACAGCCGGUGUACCUCUUAUCGGUAUUCCAAUGCUGGGUGACCAAUGGUUCAACGUCGAGAAGUAUACCUACCAUAAAAUUGGCAAGCGGCUUGACAUCGACACUCUCACCGAGGAUGAAUUCCGUGAUGCUGUCCAUGCUGUCAUCGGAGACAAAAGCUAUCGCGAGAACAUGAUUCGUCUCAGGACGUUGAUGAGAGACCAGCCCCAGACCCCGCUGGAGCGAGCCGUGUGGUGGACGGAGUACGUCAUUAGGCACGGAGGCGCGAGGCACCUGCGCUCCCCAGCUGCCAACAUCACCUGGGCGGAGUACCUGGAACUCAAAUUCGUAGCAGCUCUUCUAGCUCUCGCAAUGUCCUUUGUUACUGUCGCCGUUCUUGUGAUUUACUACAUAGCCAAAUUCCUGAGGAAAUACAUAGUCGACGCUAAAAUGAAAACUAGCUAACUUUCUUCCGCGUAUAUUGAAUGCUUUAUUUAAUGGAUCUAUUGUUUAAUGGCUUCUAUAAGCGUAGCUUACUUUGUAAAGCUUAUCUGGAAAUUACAUAGAGCAACACGGAAGGGAGUAGCCAUAGCGACAUAAUACUAUCCAAAUCAUUCUGGCAUUUUUGCGGGGGAGGGGGGGAUAUGCACACAAAUGCAGUUUAACGUACAUGGGUAAGAAACAGAACUGUAACUACAACAUUCACACAUAAACAAUGUCACAAUGCACCGCCAAAUCGUGCAAUACAUAUAUCACGAGUAUGCCCAAUGCGACAGAGGGGCAAGCUCCUAGGGAGAGGGGAAGAUUCCUACUCCCCUCCUGGCCAUGUCGAUCGUGUUGUUCUAUGGGAAUCUACGAUGAUGUUUUAUGAUUUGUCGAUAAAAUAGUAAUUCGAUUAUGUUUUUAGUUUUUAAGGAAAUAUUUUUUGAGGCACCGCAUGGAAUUCGUGAUAAAAUUUAUUUCCUGUCAGUUGUUUGGUUUAGUAUUAUUUAUUUUGUUGUGUACUAAUAAAAGUAUUUUAAGUUA